CAGACGGGGGGGAGUGUGUGUGUGUGUGUGUGUGUGUGUGUGUGUGUCGGAGAAACGCUCAGUGUGUGUGUGGGAGUGUGUGUGUGUGUGAGAGAGAGAGGGAGAUGGACGAUCUCCGCUGCUGACUCCGGACAGCUCCUUGUGGCAGAACAGUGCGGCGCGAUGGACAAAGAGCCCCAAACGAAAGCAGAGCAGUCCAAAAGUCCAACCACCUCCACUACGACCUCCACCCCCACCACGACCUCCACGAGCACCACCCCCCCAGCCGUGAGCCCCCCACAUCCCCCCAAUGGCACGGCGAAGAGCAGCUCUGCUCUCACGGCGGUCACCACCUUCCACAGCCAGCCUCCGCCCUCAGACAGAAAAGUCACUCAGGUCAAUCUGUUUGGGGACAGACUGGCUCCUGCUUUCUCAGCCACUGUUUCAUCUCAAAAAACAGUGUCGCUUCCCAGCAUGCCCGGCGCAGCCACACUCAUCCGAGCCACCCAGAGCUCCAGUCCCACCGGCAUCAACCACAAGAUCUCACCGCAGGCCCUGCUCGUAGGGAAGGGUCCCGCCAAUCAGACCCAAAUGCUCCUGAGGGCUCAGAUGCUGAUUUUAACAUCUACAGUGCGACCUGAUGCCCCUGUCCUCUCCUCCUCUUCCUCCUCCUCUCCUUCUUCCUCUUCACCUCGAUUCCCUUCUUCACAGCUCCAGAGUUUGACACUCCGCCCCCCUCCACCUGGUACACUGACCAUCCCACCAAACCUGCCCCUGAAGUCCGCCUCCCCCUGUCCGCCCCCAGCCCUGACCCGUGCCCGAGUGCCCACCCUGACUCCAAGACCCUGCCCACAACCGUGCAGCCCUGGAAAGGACAUGCCCACAAAGACAGAGGGUGCCACCUCGCCAUUACCCUCAGCCCCACCCAAAGCUCCACCCGUUCGCCAUCUUACCGUGCCGCCGCCAUCUCUUUAUGCUCCGGCUCAGUCUCACGCGCUGGCCAAGCAGAAGUUAAGCAGCAGCCUUAAGAGACCUCACAGUCAGAUCAGCAUUCCGCAGCAUCCGUUCCCUUCGAGGCAUCCACAUCCGAAUUCCUCUCCGAUCGUACCAAAGAAACCUCUCCCCGAGCUGAAGCGUUGUCCGUCCACCCAGGCAUCACCCAGUGGCCCGAGCCCGACCUCCGCCGUGCCCAUCACCGUACCCAAUCUCAGCAGAACCCACCUGUCUCCACCCACCUUGACCCUACCGCUGACCCCCGCCUCACCUGGAGGCUCCUUACUCGCCACGAAACAGCUCCUGAGGAUCGCUCUGUCCUCCGCCUCCGCCUCCACCCAGUGCACCAACGGCCAGGCGAAGUCGUCCACCAUGUCCCCAUCUCACGAUCUUGGCCAGCCGAAGCCUCAGCUCUCUCCCGCAUCGGCCAAACCCGAGUGUCCGAUCCCUUCACCACAGGGCUCCAACACCUGCCCCCAGCUGGUGCAGCUGUCCCCCUCCAGACAGACCUGGACAUCUCCACAACGAGCUUCACCUCCAUCUCCGGUCCUCCCACUCGUCUCCACCAGCUCCACACCUUCACCCGUGCCUCCACAGUCCCCUCUCACUUCCAUCACACACACCACUGACACCACCAAGGAACUGAAAAGUGCAAAGCUGAAGACGAAGCUGGGGAACGGCCCUGAGGAGAUUCCACAGGAUCUCAAACUUCCAUCACUACAGACAAAAAGUGUGGAAGGAACCCAAACAUCACAGAGCGUUUGUACAGAACCACAGCCUUCAGGAACCGCGGACAAGCCUGCAGUGUGUAAACGGCCGGCGGUGUGUACAGAAGAACCGAAGUUGCAGAAGACGCCAUCUGUGUCUGUAGCAUCGACAGCUGGACGAAAAGACGUUUGUGAGGACGCGUUGUCUCAUGCAGACAAUCACUCAGCCAUCUCCUUGGAUCCGUCCCCAGUCCCGUCCUCCAUGAUACGACCCUCAGUCGUGUCUCCCGCCAAACUCCCGGGCGUUUCAGAGAGCGCGCCCACGCAGCAGCCGUCCUCCAGCCUCAUGGGACCCGCAGAACCCAAAAAAACGCUCGUCCUCACUCACCUUGUGGACGGUUUUAUCAUUCAGGAAGGACUGGAACCGUUCCCGGUGAAUAGGUCGUCUUUGAUGGUGGGUCCAAACUGUGGUUUAGGACUGAACGGAGCAAACGGACCAGGCGUCUGUAACGCCACCUCAGAAUCCCCCGAGAACUCGACCGACUCGGACGACGAGAUUUCUGUCACAAAUAACGGUGUGAGUGUUGGACACAGACUCGUCCUGCAGUGUCACUUCUGUAAGAGGAAAGGAACGGCGCAAACCUUCAACCGCUCCAAGCGCUUCUGCUCCAAAUCCUGUGCAAAGAGGUUCAGCUACACGAAGCGUUUCCGAGCUCUGCGGCGCUGCGUCAGUGAAGGAGGACAUCGAUCUGAACUUAACGGAGCCGAGGACGAGAUCGAGGAGGGAUCUUUCCAGCAGGUAAAACAUGGCACAACGGAGCAGUGGAGGAUUCUCCAGCGCCCCCCACAGGACGGUGAGGACGAGGCCGCCGCUCCGAUGAAGACGAGGCUGCGCAGACACACGGAGCAGAGCGUGAGGGAGAGAGAGACCAGGACCGGCGAGAUCACAAGCGCUCCCACGUCACCUCUGGACGUGGUUUCACCCACGGACCUGUCUCCACACUCCAAACCUGCGCAGUGGACCGUAGACCAAGUGUGGAGCUUCAUCGCCAAUCUACCGGGAUGUCAGGACAUCGCUGAAUCGUUUCGAGCGCAGGAGAUCGACGGACAGGCCCUGCUGCUGCUCACUGAAGACCACCUGAUGAGUGCCAUGAAUGUCAAACUGGGACCCGCACUCAAAAUCUGUGCCCGAAUCAACUCGCUGAGAGAAGGAGGGAGGUAAAGAAGAACCCAGAGAGAGAGAGAGAGAGAGACAGGUUUGAGUCUUGUGGACGAUCAGAGCACUUGCCAAUAGAAUAGAGCCAUUUUGUGCACUUUAAUCUUUAAAGAGAUUCACGCGGUGAAGUCAACGUGUCGAGGUAAUGUGUGUAUUUUUGCUUGAACUGAUUUAGACUAACAUUACAGUAGCCUUCCGUAACCUUUAGCCUCUGUCUGAAAGCAUGAUAGCAAUAUAAUGGUCCCCUUAAUUUCUGUGAACAUAACGCGAGAUCUAUAUCCAGUCCUAGUGCGAGGGAAAUGUUCGUGUCUGCUUCUUUUUUUUUUCUGUAGCUGAUUGGCUCGAAAUCAUAAUCAGGGUUUGUCGAGUUUCUAUUUUUCACUAAAAGGACGACACUUCCUGUGUCUGUGGAGGAAUUAGACAAGAGUGGAAGUGCUAUAAAUGUGCGCAUGUCCCUCCCCUUCCUGUUGUAGAUAUUUUCUUAUUGUACUGUAUAUGUGUACAUGUAUAACGAUGCAGUGCUCUGUGUGUAUAAAUCUAUACAAAAUGUUUUGUGAAGGAUUUGUAAUAUUUAAUAUAUUUGUCUUCUAAGGCUCUAGGAAAUACAAAUGCAAGCGAUUUGAGAUUUUUAAGCAUUUUUAAAAAAAAGAUAAUGAUGUUUGACAUGCUGAUAAGAUUAUGUAGGCUAAAUGAGAUGAGAUGAAAUUUUAUCAGAGCAUCUUCACUCCAGUGGAAACGUGGAACCCGAACACGUGGAACAUGUGGCAGUACGCAGGUACUUAAACACACAGUCUCGCCUAACGAAGGUACAGCGAAGGUGGUGCCUUUUUCUGACAUGGAGACCUUAUAAAACUGCUGUAGACAUUGUACUAUAAUCUCGUGUCAUCCAAGUGUUGUAUGUCACAGUUACAUGACCUUUCUUGUGCCAUUUUUGAUUAUUUAAUUAAACGAACUACAUUUUGUUACUGAAA
Molecule: messenger RNA, 3866 nt
Organism: Clarias gariepinus (North African catfish)
Lineage: Eukaryota; Metazoa; Chordata; Actinopteri; Siluriformes; Clariidae
Gene: phc3b
Product: polyhomeotic-like protein 3
Exons: 14
Coding region: 163-2901 (912 amino acids)
Cellular component (GO): PRC1 complex
Molecular function (GO): protein binding
Source: RefSeq, a predicted model, not a curated record